Messenger RNA from Rotaria socialis, 1506 nucleotides. The record is from the annotation of a GenBank genome assembly. NCBI's taxonomy places the organism in Eukaryota, Metazoa, Rotifera, Eurotatoria, Philodinida, Philodinidae.
AUGCACCCAUCGUCUGUCUCGUGGAAUGUAGACACCAGAGAUAUCCAUGCUGGAGUCACUGCUGCAACACCACAGCAUCUACCCAGGACUAGCAAUCCCAUAGUUGAAUCCAACCAGAUUCAAUCGGAUUUCGAUCGGUUCCUGCAAGAUUCUAAAUUGAAAUUUGGUAUAAUCGAUAAAUUUAUUGUUUGUGAACGUGUAAAAAAACAAUUAUUUAUUCACGUUUAUGAACUAGAAGAUGAAUAUUCUGAUUCUGUAACCGUAAAUAAUAUCAUUGUUGAAAAUUCAAAUACAGCCAUUGGAAGAAUAAAUUUUGACGUUUCAAUACAAAUUGAAUAUUCACAAAUUGUAGAAAAGCUCUCUUCCUUAUUUCCCGUGAUUUAUAAAAGACAAUCCGUGAAAAUGAAAUUUCUCCUUUGCUUACUUAUUACUCUUGGUGUUACCUAUGGUGCUAUUUUACCAUUCAAACCCAAUUGUGCCAAUAUGUUCUGUUCUUUGGACCUCAAGAUCUGUCCUGAUGGUUCACUCGCUCCAAUUCCAGUUGGUGGAUGUUGUCCAUCAUUGAGUGCUUGCAAAACAGUUGUAUCACCAAUCGAGUCUAUCUCAGAUUGUGGUUUCUCUAUAUGCAGCCUGAUUUUACUAUUGUGCCCUGAUGGUAGACCAGCUCCAAUACCAACUGGCCAAUGUUGCCCAAGUCUCUCUGCUUGUAGUUUAUCAAAACUAGCUGGCCGAAGCAAUCCAUUAAGUUCACUUCUUUCUGGUAGUAAUCUUUUACAAUCAUUGUCCACAGCUACACAUGGUACUAACUUGGGAACAGCCUUAUCAAUUAUUAACUUACUCAACAAUGUUCAACAACUCUCGAACGAUGUUCAUCAAAUUCCUAUUCUCAUUAAUCAAACACUCGCUAGCAUUCUCAAUGGAACAGGUCAAGCUGGUCAAAUCAUCAUCAAUCAAUUGAUUGGUGCUGUUUCCAAUAUUGCUCAUCCGAAUGCUGCUAGCCGAAAUCUCUUAGAUUCUCUUGGUCAAAAUGCUAAUUUACUUUCGAGCAUUUCACAUCUUUUACCACAAGGUACAUCCAUCUCGACUGUUCUCUCCAUUCUUAACUUAUUGAACAACGUCAAUGCUCUUAACAACGAUAUUCAUCAAAUCCCUACUUUACUCAAUCAAACUUUAGCAAGCAUUUUUGCUGGUGCUGGUCAAGCUGGUCAAGUUGUUGUCCAACAAUUACUCAAUCUUGUUGGAUCACAUCCACAACCCGCUAGCCGAAACCUCUUAGAGUCCCUUGGUCAAAAUGCUAAUUUACUUUCAAGCAUUUCACAUCUCUUACCACAAGGCACAUCCAUCUCGACUGUUCUCUCCAUUCUUAACUUAUUGAACAACGUCAACGCUCUUAACGGUGAUCUUCAUCAAAUUCCAGUAGUUCUUCAAGAAACACUUCAAAACCUUGUCAAUGGUAUUACAAGUCUUUUACCACCAACAGUUCAAUCACUUCAAGGAUCGGCAUAA